Molecule: messenger RNA, 816 nt
Organism: Vanderwaltozyma polyspora DSM 70294
Lineage: Eukaryota; Fungi; Ascomycota; Saccharomycetes; Saccharomycetales; Saccharomycetaceae
Exons: 1
Biological process (GO): eisosome assembly
Source: RefSeq, a predicted model, not a curated record
AUGUCUUUGAUUACAGCAGUGAAUGAUGACGAUUUAAAUCGUACAGUAAGUCAAGAUGGGACUAUCAAGAGUAUUCCAAGUUUGACGAGUUCAAUUAGCGGAAACAGAAGCAGGGCUAACUCAAGAGCUAAAAAUGUUCUCCCAUCUGUUUAUCAAACAUCUGGCGAACCAUUAAGUAAAGAAGCCCUAUACCAUGCAAAGUUGAAGUAUGGUGUUUAUCAAUCUCCUGCAACUGGUAAUUCAGCUGGGGUUCCAAAUGUUAAGUAUGCAAGUGAUUCAGCUGCUCAGAUUGCAAAUGAUACAAAAUUUACUAUCGAAGCUUACAAAAGAUCCAUUGAUCCAAAUGCGACAAAAGCUGCGGAAAGACUAGGAAAAUCAGUUACUGAAAAGCCAGUUUCUUCUAAGACAAACUCUAUUAUAAAGAAUACUAUACCACCAGGCUCAAAGAAUGCAGCAACUAAGGCUUAUGCUAAAACUAUCUCUACUCAACCAGUUAGUGGUGACAGAAGUAAGGCCAACUCCAUCACUUCUUCUGUCGCCUCAGCUUCAUCUGCUUUGGGUUCAGUUUCUACCAAAAAAGCACCUAAACAAAAAGAAUCCAGUUCAACCAUAACACCAAUCUCCAAAAUGGAUUUAUCAAAGGUUCUAAAAGGUGCAGAAUUGAAAGCAGAAGCUAGAAUCAAAGAAAGAAUGACUCCUGAACGUAAAAACUAUUCAUAUGGUUUAAAAACUAAGUCAGUUCAAACUGGACAGUUGGCUUUUAAUAAGGAUACCAUGAGUAAUUUGUCUGCAACAAGCACAAGAUCAACUAACCGU